AUGGCGAGCACGACAUUGAAUAACGAGAAACUAGCGGAUCAAGAUGCUAACGUACGGAGCGAAAAAGUAAACACGGUAGAACAAGAAAUUCCAACGACGGGUAACAACACAAUAUCCACCAUCGUCCCGGAAGAAAACAAGCUCGGCGCUAAACCUAAACAAGUCAAGGCACUUAAGAUAGCGACGAAAUCUAAAACCAAACGCAAUCCACUACGAACGGUAAGGAAACGUAAAGAUUUUCACUGUGGCAAAUGCGAUGAACGGGACACUAGUAGGAUGGUGCUUUGUGACCAAUGUGAGGUUUGGUACCAUUAUUCCUGUGUGGAAGUAACACCCAGUGUAGCGGAUCAAACAAAUUGGAAGUGCCCAUUAUGUGAGACUAUCACAAGUAAAAGUAAGCCAGCGAAUAAGGAGAAAACUAUAGUAGUUCAGAAUCCGGAAACCAAACCCGAUGAUCAUGAUGAAGUCAAGUCUAUCAGGAGUUCGAUUAUCUCUAGCAGCAGUACGAGGAGGAUCGCUGAACUUCGGUUGAAGAAACUAAAGGCCCUGACGGAACUUAAGCAACACUACGUAGAGCAAAAAUUCUUGAUCCUAGAAGAGGCCGCCCUGGAAGAAGGCACAGUUGAUGACCGCAGCGAAAUAGAUAAAUUAUCGGCGAUCGAGAGUUGGAUCGAUAAAACUAACCUGGGUAGAAGUGAAUCUGUCUUGAUAGCUGGAAGCGACCCGAUUGAAGAAAUUAACCUGCCUAAAAUCAAUCAACUGCAGAUCAACCCUGCCCCGUCUCGGAACGAGAAUGCGUACGUACCACAUGAAUUCAACCCGGAAAAGCGUUCUACACCGUUAGCUGAAGUCGCAAGGAAUCGUGACCGUGACAUACAUCAUCCACCAGCUUUAUCGCACCCAUCAGCGAUACCGCGUCCAACAACAUUGCAACAUGCUUUAUCGCAGCCCACUUACGGUGAUAAUGAUAUCGGUACUAUCAAUAGAAGCCAAUUAGCUGCUCGCCAAGCUGUCUCCAGGGAACUACCCGAAUUUGACGGAAACUCCGAAGAUUGGCCUCUUUUUAUUACGACAUUCAACUCAUCGACCCACAUGUGCGGAUUCUCAAAUGAAGAGAAUAUGUUGAGACUUCGGAAAUGCCUAAAGGGAAAGGCAUUAGAAGCUGUCAGAUCUCGUCUCCUCCAUCCAAGCAACAUUUCAGGCGUAAUGUCGAUACUGAAGAUGCUUUUCGGUCGACCCGAAUCCAUUGUCCAUGCUGUCGUGACGAAAAUAAGGAAAAUUGCCCCUCCAAGUAUGGAAAGACUUGAGACGAUCGUUAAUUUUGCACUGACAGUUGGAAACUUGUGUGCCAAUAUAGAGGCUUGCGGUGUACCGGACUUUGCGUACAAUGCUUCAUUGCGAUUCGAAUUGGUUCAAAAGCUGCCCACAAAUCUGCAGAUGCAGUGGGCUGAACAUUCGAGAAAUGUCGCCAGCCCAACAUUGUUACAAUUUAACAGCUGGUUGUACACCAUAGCGGAAGACGCAAGCUCGGUAAUCAACUCAAACUCCUCUUCAAAAAAUCGGCGAGACAAGGAGGGUUACUUGUACCAUCAUGAGGAACCCAGCGAUAACGAGGACACCUUAGAUCAAAACUCUCAGAGUACUAAUAUGACCCAUCAAGAAAUUAAGAAUGUUCGAAAGGAGCACUGUUUUACUUGUUCCGGCCACUGUGGCGCAGCUGACAAGUGCUCAUUAUUUUUGGAACUGGACUAUAACUCCAGAUGGAAAAUAGUCAACGAAAACGGAUUAUGUCGCAAAUGCAUCAAGAGACAUAGUGGACCCUGCAGACGGCGCAAGGAAUGCGGCCAGAAUGGAUGUACUUUCCUACAUCACCCGCUACUUCAUAAUCCUGCAAAAUCGAAGCCACGUCCCCAACCAACGACAACGGUUGUGGGAAGCUGCAAUGUCAAUCAAGGAACUGCUAGUGGAGUCUUGUUUCAAAUAGUUCCAGUAAUUCUUCACAGCGCUACUAAAAAGCUUCAUACUUACGCUUUCAUCGACGACGGCUCCGAGCUAACCCUGAUGGAAGAUCAAGUUGCCAAAGAACUUCAACUGGAUGGUCCUAACCAAAGCCUUUGUCUUCGAUGGACAAGCGGGACUCAACGCAGGGAAGACGAAUCGCGAAAAUUAAAUUUGGAAAUAUCAGGAACCGGCGAAAACAUGAAAAAAUAUCCUAUCAAAAACGUGAGAACCGUGAAGUCCUUGAACAUUAGACCUCAAACGUUGAAUAUGGUGGAUAUGAGGAAACAUUUCAAACAUUUGCACAACGUUCCGAUUCAAUCCUAUGAAGCUGCUUGUCCCAAGAUUAUAAUAGGUGUAGAUCACGCCAAUCUGGGGCAUCCUGUGAAGAGUCUGGAAGGAAAAUCCGGAGAACCGAUAGCGGUCAAAUCACGUCUUGGAUGGACGGUCUACGGACGUCAUGGUUCGGAUGGUUCGAACUCGACUCGGUACCAACAUAUAAUCAACUACCAUUCAGUGCUACAGUGUUCAUGCGAAAAAUCCAGUGACGAGGACCUCCACACAGCCAUGAAGAAUUUCUUUGCCAUAGAAAACCUCGGAUUGACGAAGGGAGACGUUGCACUCAAUUCGAAAGAUGAUCAAAGAGCGAUCUCGCUACUCGAAUCAUCCACGCAUCUUAAAGAAGGUCAUUACGAAACCACUCUCCUAUGGAAGUACGAUCAUGUCCGCCUACCCGACAGUAAAAGUAUGGCACUUAGCCGUUGGCAGUGUUUAGAAAGGCGACUGCAAAAGGACCCAGAGCUGACUAAGAUACUUGACAAUAAAAUUGAUGAUUACGUCAAUAAGGGUUAUGCUCGAAAACUUACGGCCGACGAGUUAGGUGAAAAACAUCCGAGGGUAUGGUAUCUUCCUGUAUUUCCUAUUACCAACCCCAACAAGCCUGGCAAAACAAGAUUGGUCUGGGACGCUGCUGCAAAAGCACAUGGCAUUUCACUGAACUCGGUGCUACUGAAGGGCCCUGACCAAUUAACUUCGCUUUUCUCCGUCCUGCUAAAAUUUCGCGAGUUCAAAUUCGCUGUUUGCGGUGAUAUACGCGAAAUGUACCACCAGGUACUAAUACGUAGAGAAGACCAGCACUGCCAGCGUUUCUUUUGGGGCAGAGAUCCAGGAACAAAAAUGCCUUCGACUUACAUAAUGCAAGUGAUGACGUUUGGCGCAUGUUCAUCACCAUGUACAGCUCAGUUUAUCAAAAAUCGAAACGCUGAGCUAUACAAACAUCAGUAUCCAGCUGCAGCUAAAGCCAUAGUCGAAAAUCAUUAUGUUGAUGACAUGUUGCUUAGCGUUGAAACUGAAAAAGAAGCGAUAACGUUAGCUAGUGAGGUAAAAACGAUUCACAGCCACGCUGGUUUCGAAAUAAGAAAUUUUCAUUCCAACUCCUCCAUAGUAUCAGAUACCUUAGAAGGUCGGUUAAAGUCAGAUGUACCAAGCGAUAUUGACAUGAACAUCGGUAAAGAAGAAACUACAGAAAAAGUUCUUGGAAUGUGGUGGGAUACGUCGAAGGAUUGUUUCGUAUUCAAAGUAUCUCCAAGAAUUGAUCCGGCUCUUAUUUCUGGCAAUAAAAUACCCACAAAACGCGAGGUUCUACGCACGCUGAUGCAGAUAUUCGACCCAUUGGGGUUAGUUGGUCAUUUCUUAAUGUUUCUAAAAUGCCUGCUUCAGGAAAUAUGGAGAACGUCAGUAGGAUGGGACGACCCUAUAGAACACAAAGAGUUCCAGAAAUGGAAACGCUGGCUCGAAGUGCUUCCGACAAUGACUCAAGUCGAAAUCCCUCGCUGCUAUCGCUCCUUGGUACCAAUAAAUCUCAGCACCGACGUUCAAUUACAUACCUUCGUUGAUGCCAGCGAGAACGGUAUGGCAGCUGUAACAUACCUACGAUUCGAGAAUAACGGAAUAGUGGAAUGUGGUUUG
Molecule: messenger RNA, 3966 nt
Organism: Uranotaenia lowii
Lineage: Eukaryota; Metazoa; Arthropoda; Insecta; Diptera; Culicidae
Exons: 1
Source: RefSeq, a predicted model, not a curated record